Adelges cooleyi (spruce gall adelgid) is the source of this 1952-nucleotide messenger RNA. Its product is annotated as protein sister of odd and bowel-like. The transcript is spliced from 2 exons. The record is from RefSeq and is a predicted model, not a curated record. Bases 521 to 1639 code for a protein of 372 amino acids. Lineage: Eukaryota; Metazoa; Arthropoda; Insecta; Hemiptera; Adelgidae. Gene Ontology annotation, molecular function: DNA-binding transcription factor activity, RNA polymerase II-specific; RNA polymerase II transcription regulatory region sequence-specific DNA binding. Gene Ontology annotation, biological process: embryonic hindgut morphogenesis; embryonic pattern specification; regulation of transcription by RNA polymerase II. Gene Ontology annotation, cellular component: nucleus.
UACCACCACGCGUGCGGUAGUAGGCGGUCGUGUUCGGGCAGGCCAGGUAGUGGACGGCGAGGAGAGGAGUACAAAAAAACGAAAAAUACACACAACAAGAAACCGAGGUGCGCCAAACGUUAUAGUGGGGAAAGGAGUAUAGUAGUAGUAGUAGUAGUCGUCCGCAGUCACCGACGACCACGGCCGGCUGUAACACGACGGCCGUAGACGGUUUUCGAAACCAAAGGAGAAGACAGUAUCGGUCCGCCCGGCAGCUAGUCGCCACCAGCGCACGCAUAGCCCGGAAAACACACCGCUUCCCGCCGAAAAACAGGGACGUCGCCGAGGUAAGAGACAUUUUCAUCAGUUCUUUUCGUCGCUGACGCGCGCGUCCCGGAAAAUCGGUUUUCGCCUAUAACCGGCUGCACCCCCCCCCUCCUGUGUAAUCGGGGCCUCCCCCACCACCCCACCCCGUCGAGCAUUCAACCCCCUCCCACCAUCCCUACCUUGGUGCGGCGCUAUCGCAUAGCCGCCCUCGACCAUGAACUCGCCGGUCGCGCAUCACCGCAACCUCCAGCAGCAACAGCAGCAACAACAACAGCACAAUGACCACCCCAAAGACGACACCGUGGGACAGCUGUUGCAGAGAUCCCUGCAAAACGUCGCCCUGUCACUGCAGACCACUUUCGUAUCGUCCCUGCAGCAGGCCGCGCUUUUGCCGCCCGACUCGCCGGUGGCCGCCGCGCUCAACCUGCAAGCCCUCGAGUCCUACAUCACCCUCCAACGACUGACGGCCGUACCCCGUCAUCCGUCGGUGGACGAUCGGAACGCGGAGGAUGCCGGCGUAGUGGUCGUUCAGGAGGUGGACGACGACGAAGACUACGUGGACGAAAUCGAAGACGUCGACGAAGACCCGGCGGACGUUAAAUGUGGCCGUCUGCCGGCGUUCGCCAAAGAGUUGUCCGGCCUGUCGCCCCGAGCGAACAGGCUGUCCGCGUCGCUGAAAAGCGUCACUUCCUCCGCUGCCGUGGCGUCCCUGGCGACGGCCGACGACGAACCCGUCGACGAACCGGCCGUCCAGCUGGUGUCGCCGGAAAACGGACACCCAACGUCACGGCCGAAGAAACAGUUCAUCUGCCGUUUCUGCAACCGACAUUUUACCAAAUCGUACAACCUGUUGAUACACGAACGCACCCAUACGGACGAGAGACCGUACUCGUGUGAUAUAUGCAAAAAAGCUUUCAGGCGCCAGGACCACCUCAGAGACCACAGGUACAUCCAUUCUAAGGAGAAGCCGUUCAAGUGUCUAGAGUGCGGCAAGGGAUUCUGUCAGUCACGCACGUUGGCCGUCCACAAGAUCCUGCACUUGGAGGAAUCGCCGCACAAGUGCCCCGUGUGCAGCCGCAGCUUCAACCAGAGAUCUAACCUGAAGACCCACUUGCUCACGCACACCGACAUCAAACCCUACAACUGUCCGAUAUGCAGCAAAGUGUUCCGCCGCAACUGCGACCUCCGACGCCACAGCCUAACGCACAACCUGUCGGCGGCGUCCUCACUGCUCAACGAACAGCCCGGUGUAGCCACAAUAAAGAUCACCGCUGCGGAUAGCGACAACACACUGCUGUCAUCCGCACCACACAAUACCGUCACCAUAGCGUGAAUCGUUAACUACCCAAACGGAAAGUUUACUAUUUUAUGAUCGUCAAAGCAUAAAUGCAACAUGCAACAGUAGUUGAUUGAGUGUAAAAAAUAAAUUACAUUGUAUCAUAUAAUACUUAACAAUCCAAAAUGUUGUUUUCUAUUGAAUUUAUUUAUAUUGUUUAUUGUAUUGUUGGACGUUUUCGCGAUUAAAUGUGUACUUUUAUUUAUCGCACUAAUUUGUGUAAUUAUAAUUAUCAUUACUAUUAUGAAUUAUUAUCUUAAUAUAAACAUUUUUUCUGCCGUUCUAUAUAUUUUAGGUUUAAAUCAUUUCG